ACAGAAAGUGGGUGAAACCUCAAACGUUGGUCCUGACGCAGAGCGGAUCAAACGAGGACGUUUGUCAGAGAAUCAUGGCCACGAACGCAGCAACAAUAAUGCCCAAAGUGUCGGCUCUGGUUCUGUCGCUGUUCGUGGACCUCUGCCUGUUUUACGCGUCGGACCUCCCGCUGAUCCGCGGCGUCUUCGGGUUUUUUACGCGUCUCUGGUUCGUGGCUGCUCUUCGGUUCGUGGCUCCAACUGCUGUGACUCUGUUGAUUCUAGGGGACUUCAAACCGCGGCUCAUCCGUUUUACAGCCACUUACAGCCUGCUGCCCGCGGUGCUUGAGACCGGAACCCAGGUUCUGUUCCGUGAGGAGACGCCGUGUGUCCAGCGGACGGACCUGCGCUGCUGGAGCCUGUUCGCCGCCGCGUCUGCGGCCGCGGCGCUGUUCUGGGAGGUCAUCGUUCCGGACGCAGAGGAAUCAGACGGAGAGAAAAGGGAGAAGCAGAGGUCCAGGGUUCUGUUCAUGAGGGUUCUGCGUCUGUUCAGACCCGACUACCCCCUGCUGCUUGGGGGACUCGCGUUCCUCUCACUGGCUGUUCUCUUCGAGAUGUUCAUCCCGUUCUACACUGGCAGAGUCAUCGACAUCCUGGGUGGUCGCUUCCAGCAGAGUGACUUCCUCUCUGCUCUUGUCUUCAUGGGUCUGUUCUCACUGGGGAGCUCACUGAGUGCCGGCUGCAGAGGAGGCCUCUUCCUCUGUGGCAUCAGUUCCUUCACUUGUAGGAUGAAAUUCAAGCUGUUUGAAGUUUUGACCAGACAGGAAAUUAAAUUUUUUGAGACCACAAAAACAGGUGAGGUGACGUCCAGGUUGUCCAGAGACACCACUCUGAUGGGAAGAACCGUGUGUCUGAACGUCAACGUGCUGCUGAGGACGUUUGUCAAGACUGUGGGCAUGAUCUCCCUGAUGAUGAAUCUCUCCUGGAAGCUGACGUUUCUGGUCCUGAUGGAGACGCCCGUCACUGGCCUCCUCCAGAAUAUUUAUGACACACACCAUCAGAGGUUGACGCUAGCGAUGCAGGACUCACUGGCUUUAUCAAGUGAAGCAGCCAAUGAGGUUGUUUCUGGUAUUCGUGUCAUAAGGAGCUUUAAAACAGAAAAACACGAGGCCAAUCGUUAUGAUGAUCGCUUGACGGACACUCGUGCCCUUAAGACUCGCCGUGACGUGGUCGGAGCCUUUUAUUUACUCGCACGGAGGUUGACAGGACUGGGCAUGCAGGUCAUCAUGUUGUACUACGGCAGGCUCUUUAUUCAAAGUGGACAAAUGACCACUGGCAGCCUGGUUUCCUUCAUCAUUUACCAGUCAGACCUCGGAGACAACAUUCGGACUCUCACCUUCAUCUUUGGUGACAUGUUGAACUCAGUGGGAGCUGCAGGGAAAGUGUUUGAGUACCUGGACAGAAAACCUGCUGUCAGCACAGACGGAAAACUUAAACCUGAUCAGCUCAAAGGACGCGUCAGCUUCCAAAGCGUCAACUUUGCUUAUUCUGCAGCUCCUUCAAAUCAGAGCAAGACAGUGCUGCAGGACUUCUCUUUGGAGCUGAAGCCCGGUCAGAUGACGGCGCUGGUCGGUCCGUCUGGAGAAGGAAAAAGCACCUGUGUGAGUUUACUGCAGAGAUUCUAUGAACCUCAGGACGGAGAGAUUCUGUUGGACGACGAACCACUGAGGUCGUACGACCACCGCUUCCUCCACCAGAAGAUCGCAGUGGUGAGUCAGGACCCUGUCCUCUUCUCCGGCUCCGUCAGAGACAACAUCUCCUACGGGUUUCAUGGAUGUUCACUGGAUGAGAUCCAGGAGGCGGCGGGAAAAGCCAACGCCCAUGAAUUCAUCAUGAAGCUGCAGAACGGCUACGACACAGAGGUGGGAGAAGGAGGAGGACAGCUCUCCAAGAGCGAGAAGCAGCGAAUCGCCAUCGCUCGGGCGCUGGUCAGACGCCCUCAGGUUCUGGUUCUGGAUGAGAUCACCAGCUCUCUGGACGCCGACAGUGAGAACCAGGUGCAGCAGGCGCUGACCCGUUGUCCCGACCGGACCCUGCUGGUCAUCGCCCACAAGCUGAGGACCGUCGAGGCGGCCGAUCAGAUCGUGGUGAUGGGAGGAGGACGCGUGGAGGAGCGCGGGACCCACCAGCAGCUGAUGGAGAGGAAGGGCAGCUACUACCGGCUGAGGGAGCAGCUGUUCACCGAGAACGCAUAGUUUAACUAUGAACAUGUGGGAGGAGCCAGAGACGCAGACUGUAAAUACUGUACAUUUAUAUGUAUGUAGCAAAUGUUAAUAUAGAAGUAAGUGUUUGAGCAUUUUCUGUUUCACCUUCUCUCCUGUUUUUCAUACAAACUUUGUAAAGUAAUAAAACUAAUCAGUGUAAAGUUAUACUUUAAUGUCACUUUUAUCACUUUUAUGUCCUUGUACAUUAUUACAACUAAUAAAAGUUUAUCCAACUCA
Messenger RNA from Betta splendens (Siamese fighting fish), 2480 nucleotides. It is a transcript of the gene tap2a, whose product is annotated as transporter associated with antigen processing, subunit type a. NCBI's taxonomy places the organism in Eukaryota, Metazoa, Chordata, Actinopteri, Anabantiformes, Osphronemidae. Gene Ontology annotation, cellular component: membrane. Gene Ontology annotation, biological process: transmembrane transport. The coding region runs from base 75 to 2234 and encodes 719 amino acids. The record is from RefSeq and is a predicted model, not a curated record. The transcript has 11 exons. Gene Ontology annotation, molecular function: ABC-type oligopeptide transporter activity; ATP hydrolysis activity; ATP binding.